UCUGAAAACAAUUCUCAUAUAGAAAUGGAGGCAGUUUGACCAAGAGGGGCCAUGUGGUGCUCUCUUAUGUAAACAGGACCGGAGCCGGAAAAACGAGAUGGCGCGGUGGUUCUCGUCUCCUGUCUACUCUAGUGGUCCGGAAAUGCCAAUAGACGUAAAGGACGGGGUAUUUGUCGUCCUCCCGGAAGAAGGAACGUGGACAGACCUGGAGCCAGCCUAUCAAACUGUGAUGCUGGACGAAAAGGACGAAUUCCUCUGGAUAGAGACAACCUGGACUAAGGUCAGCCUGACGAGACUGUCGCCGAGCUUGAUGGACUUAAAACUCCGGGGGACGGUGGAAGCCCGUGGGUGGGUCUACCUAUCCCAGGAAAUGGAAAAUGCAAUGGUUAUAGGAUUAGUACUGGGCACGGCACCGGUCCAGUUGUUUAGACAAGCGGAACGAGAAGUGGUAUGGGCGGCCUGUCAGCGGGCGGAAAUGGAAAUGGACAAAGUAGAGGUGCGAGUGGAGCUCGGGGACAGGGGAAAUAUGAGACGGCCCCUUAGGACGAUGAGGUGCGUGCUACCCCCGUUUCUGGUGGACGCGGUCUUCGGGACCAGGGGUAGAUUGGAGCAAAUAUGUCGGUCAAUGGCGCCCUUGAGGCUGUACCAGUGCCCUCGACAGGGCUUCUUUAAACUGUCGGUAGAAAAAGGGUCGUUCGGAGGGAACUGGGUGGAGGAAUUAGCUGAGGUAUUGAACCUCCUCAACAAGGAUGAUGUCUUUGUCCCUAGCCCAGUGCAUUGGCGGAUAGUUUAUCGAAACGUGGCAGUGGGUGAGACCUUCCUAGAAGGACUAAAGGACUUGUUCCUUGACGAGGAGGAGGAUUUUAAGUAUAAGGCGAGACUCAUUGAAGAGAAGAUGGCUGGGAACGAAAGAGACCUUCUGGGAGAAGGGUCACGAGAGGAACGCAGGCCCAGCCAGGGUAGAGUCAGGCACGGAGGGAAGGAUAAUAGCCAUACGGGAACGCCCAGCAAGAAAGAGAAGGAAAAGGGGGACUCCCCAGCUGUAGAGGCGGAAAAGGCCAUGACCCCACAUGCUAUGGACAGUGGUGCUAGCUGUUUGCCCGCCACGUUGAAAGUAACGAAGGGGUGCGACGGACUUUGGAGUCUAAGAGAAAGGGUGCUAGGAUUGUUUGAUCCGGAGGGUACGCUAAAGGCUGGGGAAAAGCAGAGGGAUAGCAAGGAAGGGGAAGGGACCAGUACGGUCGAUGCCAAGAAGAAACUCACUUUCGACGGGGCAAACAUUACGGAGUUCCUGAUAGACUACGAGAACCUGGCAGCCUUGUUGAAAUGGACUCAGGAAGAAAAUAUGGACCACUUAGGGCAGCAUGUGUCGCUAAGCUUAGGAAGGGACAUUAUGGCUAUUGGCGCCUCUAGUGGAUCCUGGAAAGAGACCCGGAACGAGAUGAUGAGGAAGUACCUGAAGGCAGAGAACAUGGCAACAGAAGCUGAAUUGGCGGUAGUCCAAAGGAAGAACUACGCGACUAACAACGACUUCCUAAGGGUGUUUACUCUAGUAGCACUACGAAUUCUCGGAGUAACAGACCGUAUAAUGAAGAUAGAGGAGACCCCGAAACCACAGGAGCAAGAAACAGAAGAGGCCGAGGCACCGCAAGGGGUCUCCAACCUCCAGAGGAUUCCAGGGGAUCUAGAGGACCUGGAAAGAGCCUUUGCAGACAUCCGCCUAAGCCUACCGGACCGAGAAGGUGGUGAAGUCAUUAGGGCGCUACCCGGGACGAAGCUUAGCUUUCAUGCAUUGCCCGUUGGAAAGUUGAAAGUCCAGAUCGGAACCCACCACACAGAUGCAUUAGUGGACGGUGGUGCGGAGAUUACCCUCAUACGACGAGACUUUGCAACAAUCACGGGUUGUACGGUGAACAGGGAAGUAACGGGAAGUAUCCGGGGAGCCGGCGGCGAAAUCCCCUUCGCAGGGUAUGUCACCAAGUGCGCAGUUAAGGCAGGAAUCCGGGAAUCGAUCUGGUCUUUUCGGCGAAUGACCGUAAUGGAAGACAUGGACCAUGACAUAAUCCUCGGGAGACCAUGGUGCGCCAACGUAGAAAUAAUAGGCAUGCAUCUGCAUGAUGGCACGUAUAUAGUGGAUAUAGAGGACCCAGUGACCGGCCACGGAGAACUCCUCCGACUCCUUGGGACCGGAGGGGACCCUCCGAAGGGCAAGUUGGCAACCUGGUCGCCAAUGUUCGAAGAAAGUGCGCGAAAGGGGGCAUUCGCACGGAUGGAAGGUAUGAGGGAAAGAGUAAAGAUCAUGAUUGAGGAGGCCUUUAACAAAAAGGAAUGGAUCAAAAUGGGUCUGCCUCUGAAGAAAAGAAGGCAAGAGGACGAGGUCCUGGAGGCUAUGGUGGCAGAGAAGGAGUCGAAAGUCGAACUCGGGGUCAACUUGCCCAAGUCAAAGGAAGGUCGGAAGGAAACACCGGACGUAGUGCUUGAGAUUCCGGACUUGUUACAGCUCGUUAAGGCUAUCAAGUACCACAAAGUGGGGGUGGACCCGACAACGCUUGCCAAAUUCGAAGACGAGGUCCGAAAGGGCUACUGUCUGAACGGGAAGCUAGUAUACCUAUUCGGAAGACGAUUUAUCCUGAGAAUCGAUCCGACCAACGUCGUCGGGGCAUUAAAGAACUACAAGCCUAUAGACCCGACCGUUGGGAGAUGGAUAGGCUUUAUAUGGCAAUUCGACUACAAGGUCGAACGAAUUGCGGGGCUCCGAAAUAGGGCAGACGGGCUAAGUAGGGUGUGCAUCACGCCGGAGGGAAUAGAGGAUGCGGAGCUAAUCGAUGCCUUCCUGGAGUACGAAGGGGGAACCCUUGUCGUAGAUAGCGAGAUGACGGGCGCCGCCUCUACAAUAGGGCAACUGUUGAUUCAGACCCUGGAAAAGGGCGCGCCUGCCAUAGUUGCGGAACUCGGGGAAGGGCCAGUCACUACAAUUAGACGCAAAGAUGAGAAGGAUUCGUGGGGAGCAACGAUGGGGCCGAAGGAAGAACUGGUGGCAAUGGCCGUUGAAGGGGGUCGGGAUGCUGUGAUGUGCCUAGUAGAAACUUGGACGCGAAGGGAGCUACAGUGUCUAGUGAAUCAGGCUCAAGAGGAGCAAGACACCAAUCGGGAGGGACGAGAAUACUUCCUUGUACAGAUGUAUGAUGGCAUCUUCAGAGAAAUCGGUAUGCUGCUUAUAGGAAACAAGCAGCCUAUGGAAGUCAUCCCCAAGGCAAGGGAGGAAGCCGAAAGGCAUGUUUUGAGGAACGGCCACCUGGUCAAGAAAGAAGAGGGAAUGACGCCUAGGCGUGUCGUGUGCAGAAGGUCUAGGCAGUUUGACAUAAUUCAGGCGAUUCAUGAUGGGCUAGCCGGAGGGCACCGGUCAGGGGGAAGGAAGCAAGGGACCAGGGGACCCUCACCCCUGAGAGAAGGGGGACCAAUAGAUCUCCCGUCUGACAGUGACAGCAGUAAGGGGGAGAAUGGAAGCCCAAGGAAGAGGCAGAGGUUGGAUGAGGAAGAGCCCAACGAGGUCAUAGACCUCAGUAGUGGGGAGGAGGACGACGAGGUUACAAAGCCAACAAAAGAAGUACGGGCAAGGGAUGAGGACCCGGGUGAUGACAAGGACAAAUGGAUAAAAGAGUUCGGGCCGUCUUGAUGUGACUGGUUUGAUCAAUGGUCUAGUAUCAUGCGAUAUGAAUGAGCGAUCAAACGAAAGGAAAAGCUAAGCAGGGGAGAAGAUAUAGCGCCAACAACCUUCUUCAGGGAAGGAAGAAGCGCUCCUUGAUCUGCAAAGAACGAAGAGAAGGAUGCAGCAGGAAAUCGACGAUCCCGCGAGGGAGGCUCGACACAGGGCAACUGAGCAACAGGGGGACAAUAAACAUAACAGGCAAUA
Chara braunii is the source of this 3913-nucleotide messenger RNA. The record is from the annotation of a GenBank genome assembly. Lineage: Eukaryota; Viridiplantae; Streptophyta; Charophyceae; Charales; Characeae.